GAAGAGGAGGGAAGCAUGACACCCGGAGAAAAUGGAAGAGGGGAGGGGCCCGCCAAGAGCGCCCUCCGGAAGAUCCACACGGCCACCCUGGUGAUCAACCUGGCCCGAGGUUGGCAGCAGUGGGCAAACGAGAACAGUACCAGGCAGGCCCAGGAGCCCGCGGGCUGGCUGCCGGGAGGGACCCAGGACUCACCCCAGGAUCCUAAGGCAGUGGCCCCCCCCACGCCCCACCAGAAGGCUCAGGGUGCCCCGAAGCCUCCCUCCCUGAAGCCGGAGGGGCACGGAGACGGACAGAGCUCGGAGGGCGCCGAGGUCGCCCACAUCAAAAGGAAAGAGGUGACCAAGACAGUGGUCAGCAAAGCGUACGAGAGGGGAGGCGACGUGAGCCACCUCAGCCACAGAUACGAGAAGGACGGUGACACGCCUGAGCCCGGGGAGCCCGAGGACGCCGCUGACAGGCUCCCCCACAGCCACGGCUCCCCGACGCGCAGGAGGAGGUGCGCCCGCCUGGUGUCGGAGCUGACCAGAGGCUGGAGGGCGAUGGAGCAGGACGAGCCCAAGUGGAGGAGCGACAGCAUAGACACGGAGGACAGUGGCUACGGAGGGGAGAGCGAGGACAGGCCCGAGCAGGAUGGACAGCAGGCGGCAGCUGCCAGGAUCAAGCGCCCCCUGCCCGCCCAGGCAAACAGAUUUACCGAGAAACUCAGCCGCAAGGCCCAGCGGGAACACAGCCAAGUGCACGACCUGAAGGGGAGGUGGCAGCAGUGGGCUGAGGAACACAUACAAUCCCAGAAGCUGAACCCUUUCAGCGAGGACUUUGACUACCAGCUGGCCAUGUCCAGCCGCCUGCACAAGGGGGACGAGGGCUACGGGCGUCCCAAGGAGGGAACCAAGACGGCCGAGAGGGCCAGGCGGGCCGAGCAGCACAUCCACAGGGAGAUCACGGACAUGUGCUUCAUCAUCCGCACCAUGGCCCGCCGCCGCCGCGACGGCAAGGUCCAGGUGACGUUCGGGGAUCUCUUCGACAGGUACGUCCGCAUCUCGGACAAGGUCGUGGGCAUCCUCAUGCGCGCCAGGAAGCACGGGCUGGUGGACUUCGAGGGCGAGAUGCUGUGGCAAGGCCGGGACGACCACGUUGUGAUCACUCUGCUCGAGUGAACGCGCGGACCCACUGUUGUCUUAAUGCGAACUGCUGAGGGAGUAAAAACUAAAAUGCAAACGCUCUGUCACAAGUUAGGAAAUGCUAAACAAUUUUUUCCACGAAUGACUUUUUUGGCACUCUGUUUCUGAGGAAGUUUGAAGAUUUGGAAAUUCCACUUACCCUUUUAGGCAAAAAUAUCUGGCUAUUCAUUGCAGACAUUGUUAUAGAUCUUUAAUGAAAUAAUUACUAUAACUAAGAAGAAUGCUGAGUUUAGGUAAAUAGCAGCAGCACAUAUUAUGUCAUUUUUCGGGGGAAAAAAGAAUUCCAUUAAGUUCGGCAAAACUAAUCUUAAAAUUUUCUAAGCUUGAUUUUGUACUUUCAUGUUAACCAUAGCAUCACUUACAAAACAGACACACAAAUAAAAAAUUAAGUUUUCAAAUAAGAUAAUGUAAUUGCUUAGAUUUGUCCGUGGGCCUAUGAUUUAUUUCAUAAGUUUCCUAAAUUAGCUGUGCUUUCCAUUUGUGCAAAUCCCAUGAAAAACAGACAUCAGCGGUGGUCUCAGAACCAACAGAGAAGGUGGGAGAUCAAUUUUACCUGCCCUUGUAGGACUUCUUGGAGUUUAUUUUUUCUCAAAGCUGUAAUAUGUCAUGCUGCUUACAUUUAUGUCAAAAUAUAAUGAACUAGUAAUAUAGAAAAUUCUACAAUAAAGUGGAAUGUUCAUGUACAUUUUCUUCAUACUCUAACAAACUUUAUAAAAUAUCUGAAAAUUACAGAAGAGCAAUAUUAAUUCUGCCACAGUGAAAAGUUUAGUCUAAUAUGAUGCCAACGAGAAACUUGACACUAACCUGCUACUUGUCAUUUUUCCUCAGACUUAAUGUGCCUUAUAGAAUUCUACAAACAAUAAAAUGUGAGAUUACAAUUUUUACUGAAUUCAAUAAAAAUUACUAAAUUAUAUAGCACUUUGGUGUUAAAUGCAGAAAUUAAUAUCAAAUUAUGAUACCUCAAAAUAAUAGAGAUGUUCAUAAUUGUUAGGUGUUAGGUUUAAUAUAAAGUAGGGAUUAAACUACUAUAGGAAUUAUUUUUGUUUUCAUGUAUGAUUCUUUAAAACUUAAAGUUCCAGUAACUUCUUAAAGGUCUGUACAUUUUUGUUUUUAUAAUAUAUUAUGAAUUGAUGACCAAUAUUAAUAAGAAUUUCAUGUAAGAUGUACACUAUCAUAACCAUGAACCUAUGUCAACAUUUUAAGAUAUGGUACAAGAAUAAAAGACAUCAUCUUGUAUUUCCUGUUCUUGUGUUUAGACUAUUUUUAACUAUGUGUUUGGAAUACAUCAAAAUCAUAGAGUACAACUUGGCUACUUCCAGCUAUCAGUGGAACAGUCACACCAAGGCUUCCAGAGUUUCCUCAUAUUCCACUCUGGACAGCACUGGUUGAUUCAGGCACUGACACAGCUCCUUCAGAGUUCAAUUUGUUUGAAUUUGAGGAAGGAGUUUAAAAAGUCUUCUGAGAGAGCUUACAAGGAGCACUCUUCUAAUAAGGUGUGGCUGCGAAGUCAGAGAGCUAGCGUCCUUAGAGGAAAAUGACUGCCAUGUGACAGAUGUGUGUCCUACAAUUUCCAUGAUCGAAAAGCCCAGUUGAAAAUUUAGGGCUUUUAGAGGAAAAAAAUAAGUAGGACUCGAUGCAAAUAAACUCAUCAAAGUCCUCAUAUCUUUAUAAUCACCAAAAUAAUACAAAAUAAUUAUAAAUGAAAUUUACUAUCAAUAGCAUUUUAUCGUCGGUAAUUCUGAAUUUCCAAUGAUGGGUUCUGUACAAUUGGUUUCCAAAUCUUCAGGAUUUUCCUUUUCCAAACUUUCUGU
Molecule: messenger RNA, 2993 nt
Organism: Miniopterus natalensis
Lineage: Eukaryota; Metazoa; Chordata; Mammalia; Chiroptera; Miniopteridae
Gene: ABRA
Product: actin binding Rho activating protein
Biological process (GO): positive regulation of transcription by RNA polymerase II; positive regulation of Rho protein signal transduction
Cellular component (GO): sarcomere
Molecular function (GO): actin binding
Source: RefSeq, a predicted model, not a curated record